Pseudophryne corroboree (corroboree frog) is the source of this 1148-nucleotide messenger RNA. RefSeq names its product mitochondrial import inner membrane translocase subunit Tim23. Gene Ontology annotation, biological process: protein import into mitochondrial matrix. The record is from RefSeq and is a predicted model, not a curated record. The transcript has 7 exons. Bases 93 to 713 code for a protein of 206 amino acids. NCBI's taxonomy places the organism in Eukaryota, Metazoa, Chordata, Amphibia, Anura, Myobatrachidae. Gene Ontology annotation, molecular function: transmembrane protein transporter activity. Gene Ontology annotation, cellular component: mitochondrial inner membrane; TIM23 mitochondrial import inner membrane translocase complex.
CAAAACAGGAAGCGGCCUCCUUUGCUGCAGCUGCGGAGAGGUCAGAGAGGGGAUCCGCAGCAGUAGACACGAGGCUCAGAGCGCCGGGGCAAAUGGAUAGCAACAGCCAUGCCGGGGGCCGGAGUGGUCUGGGCAGCCUGUUCGGUGCCUCCCCGGGGUACUCUCAGUCCGACCUGGCUGGGGUCCCGUUAACAGGAAUGAGUCCUCUUUCCCCUUAUUUAAAUGUGGAUCCAAGGUAUUUAGUACAGGAUACAGAUGAAUUUAUUUUACCUACUGGUGCAAAUAAGACUCGUGGCAGGUUUGAGCUGGCGUUUUUCACUAUCGGAGGUUGCUGUAUGACAGGAGCAGCAUUUGGUGCAUUUAACGGUCUGCGCCUUGGCUUAAAGGAAACUCAGAACAUGUCCUGGUCCAAACCCAAGAAUGUUCAGAUUUUGAACAUGGUUACAAGGCAGGGUGCACUGUGGGCCAACACAUUGGGAUCUUUAGCGUUAUUGUACAGUGCCUUUGGGGUGGUAAUAGAAAAGACCCGGGGAGCAGAAGAUGACCUCAACACUGUAGCUGCUGGCACAAUGACCGGAAUGUUGUACAAAUCAACAGCUGGAUUGCGUGGAAUCGCCCGUGGUGGACUUGCCGGCUUAGCACUUACAAGUAUCUAUGCUUUAUAUAACAACUGGGAGCAUAUUAAGGGUUCUUCGACACAUCUGUCAUUGUAAAAAAUAAUUUGGACUGUACGGAAAUAACUUCCAAUCUUCGGAACUGUACUUUCAGUCAUUUUGGACAUCCAGUCUUGUGAAUCUUUGCAUUUGGACCUCCUAAAGUGGGCACGUUUUGGUAGGAGAGUGGAACGUUUCACUGGUUCUGAACACUGAAGUCCUUGUACCACAUAGUCAGUCCUGAAAGACUAUAUCCAGCAGCUGUGCUGACAGCUAUAGGCUUAAUCAAGAUGGUGGUCUGUCAGUUUUAGUGCAAAAAAAAAAAUCUCUAUGUAAAUGUUAUGUCAAAAAAUAUAUUUAAAGAUUCACUGUAUUGUAAUUCUAGGUUUCCUGUAAUUUUAGUGAAAACAAACCUAAAAAGUCAAAAUAUGUAUUUCUAUGUAUUUAUCAUUUGGAAAAACAAAGGAAAAUAAAAAAAAUAUAUAUAAAAAGAAA